AUGGGCUUGGAAGCACCGCCAGUGUCUGCGACACUGCGGAAAAGAGUCUUGAAGGUGCUUUUCAUAUCACUACUUCUCGACCUAAUAUCCUUUACAUUCAUCCUCCCACUUUUCCCCAAACUCAUCGAAUUCUACCGCAACCACGAAACAGGGCAACCGAACACGAUACUGUCCAAGAUCCUCGCCGGCCUGAAUGCGUACAAGAACUCGUUUGCGAAGCCCAUCAACUCACGCUACGACAUUGUCUUACUGGGUGGCGCACUCGGCUCCCUCUUCUCCCUCUGCCAGGCAAUUGCGUCGCCCUUCAUCGGCACCCUUUCUGACAAGCAUGGCAGGCGCACGGCGCUUCUGUGGUCAAUGGCGGGAAACAUUCUCAGCGUUGCGCUCUGGGUCGCAGCAACAGACUUCCGGACAUUCCUCGCAAGUCGAGUUGUUGGUGGGCUGAGUGAGGGCAAUGUGCAGCUCGCAAUGGCGAUAGCAACGGACAUUAGCGAUGAAAGCCAGAGAGGCGCAACAAUGGCGCUUGUGGGCGUAUGCUUCAGCAUCGCAUUCACGUUUGGACCAGCGUUGGGCGCAUACCUUUCGACACUACAAGUCAUGGACAAGAACCCCUUCGCAAUGGCUGCUGGGUUUUCGCUAUUUUUGGUUCUUACAGAGACCAUCUAUCUCUACUUCUGCCUCCCAGAAACUCUACCUACGGCUACUGCGAACCAGAACACAACUGCAAAUGACAAGGCCAGCGGACACACCAACCCAACCAAAGAGCAGAAACCUCGCAUACGAACCAAUUCGCAUACGCUGCUCAACGCCACGCACUUUACCUUUAUCCUCUUCUUCAGCGGCAUGGAGUUUUCGCUUCCCUUUAUGACAUAUGAUCUCUUCUCUUAUCAAGCCAAAGAUUCUGGUCGAUUACUUGGUUUCAUCGGGCUCGUCGCAUCAAUACUGCAGGGUUCUGUGGUUCGACGCAUGCAUCCUCUCAAAGUUGUUCAGCUCGGUGUAGCCAGCUGCACGAUCGCGUUCCUCAUACUGGGUAGAGUAGAGACGCAGGGUGCACUAUACGGAGCUGCCGCACUCCUGGCUGUGACAAGUGCCACUGUCGUCACCGGUCUAAACAGUCUCUCUUCAUUCGAAGCCAGCGCUGACGAACGGGGGAAUAAGUUAGGGAACCAUAGAAGCUUCGGCCAGAUCGGUCGAUCCCUCGGGCCCCUUAUCUUUUGCACACUCUACUGGUGGGCAGGUCGUGAGACAGCAUAUGCAGCAGGUGCCGCAGGCAUGGUCGGAGUAUGUGCGUUGGCGUUUGGAGGACUGAAAGUCCCACCUGGAACGGAGAAUGUCGUGAUCGCUUCUGGAUGUCCGAUGGAGGCAACAAUCUUUUCUGUCCGACACAAGCAACAGUACACUGUUACAAGUGCAUCCGCUGCUGCCGCUUCGGUAGUAGCCAUCUCCGGUCUGGCGGCAUAUCUGAACGGGAAAUACCAGAUAAGACAAGACUUGGGGGUGCUGAGAUUUAAGGGCGAUGCGGAGAAAUAUUAUGCUCAUCUUGUAAACACCAAACGCCAAUCCAUCUGGUACCCAUUCACUCUACACGUGCCAAAGUAUAGCAACAACCUCUGUAUCUGGUCUCGGGAGAAAACUUACACUUGGCAACAAGUCCACGAUAAGGCAGUCCAGUGGGCUCAAUUCUUCCUUGCCAAUGGCAUCAAGCCCGGAGACCUGGUGGCCACCUACCUCACAAACAGCGCGGACUUCAUGGUCAUCUGGUUAGGCCUUUUCUGCAUAGGCUGCGCUCCAGCUCAUUUGAACUACAAUCUCAAGGCCGAUAGCCUGGUUCAUUGUUUAAAAGUGGCGGGUGCCAAGAUGGUGCUUGUGGACUCGGAGCCCGAUUGUGCAGCGCGCUUCGAGGCCUGUAGAGGGCAGGUGGAGAACGAGCUUAGAGUCAAACCGUUCACCAUUGAUGAUGGGCUUCUGGAGAAGGUGUACGCCGGACCAGUUAUUGUACCUGGCGACGAAUAUCGAGAACACGUUGCUGGCUCGGAUCCAGUUUGCUUACUAUACACGUCCGGAACGACUGGACUUCCGAAAGCGGCCAAAUUCAUGGUGAACAGAUACCAUCAGCGAGGAAAUCCGGAGAAACUCGCCUUCGAUCAGAAACCAGGGCCCAACGGCGAUCGGUGGUAUACUUGUAUGCCUUUGUUUCAUGGUACAGGGGGCAUGUCGAGUAUGGCUGCGCUUACGAGUGGUAUGAGUAUAGCCAUCGGACGCAAGUUCUCUGUCAGUACGUUUUGGGACGACAUCCACGAUUCGCAAGCGACUAUGUUUGUAUACGUGGGCGAAGCGGCGAGAUACUUGCUCAUGGCACCUCCACAUCCACGAGAACGGGACCAUCGGUUACGCGGCAUGUAUGGCAACGGACUGCGACCCGAUGUUUGGAACCGGUUCAAGGAGCGCUUCAACGUGCCUGAAGUCAUCGAGUUCUUCAACUCUACCGAAGGUGUGCUGAGCAUGGCAAUACACUCAAAGGGAGACUUUACAGCGACCUCUAUUGGCCAGCAUGGUGCUCUCAUCAGGCGAGCGCUCUAUGAUGUUUAUGUGCCUGUGCCUGUUGACGUAGAAACCGGCGAGCUCGUCCGCGACCCUGAAACAGGUUUCGUAAAGCGAAACUCGUACAACGAAGGCGGAGAAAUCUUGGUUGCUGUCCCGAGCGAGGAAGCUUUCGCAGGUUAUCACAACAAUCCCAAAGCAACAGCGCAGAAGUUCGAAAGAAAUGUUUUCAAGCACGGCGACUUGUAUUAUAGAUCAGGCGAUUCACUUCGUAGAGAUGAUGAUGGGCGCUGGUUCUUCCUCGACAGACUAGGCGAUACAUUCCGCUGGAAAUCCGAAAAUGUCUCCACCGCUGAAGUCGCUGAAGUUCUCGGAAAGUACCCCGGCGUAGGGGAAGCCAUUGUCUAUGGAACGCUCGUACCCGGCCACGACGGUCGCGCUGGUUGCGUUGCGCUGCGCCUCACUGAAAAUACCAACUCUGAGUCGUUUGACUGGAAGGCAUUCCUUGAGUAUACACGCAGUAAGCUGCCAAAGUAUGCGGUGCCAGUAUUUCUGAGGCUCGUGAGGGAAGGGAGCACUACAGACAAUCAGAAGCAGAACAAAGGGCCUCUGCGGGCAGAGGGUAUUGAGAUUGACAAAUAUGGAAGUAAGGUUGUAGGAGGAACAGAUGAUGUAGUUUUGUGGACGAAGCCGGGCGCGGAUGCAUAUGUGAGGUUCACAAUGGAUGACCUGGCGUUGCUAAGAGGUGGGAAGACGUUGCUAUAA
Cucurbitaria berberidis CBS 394.84 is the source of this 3306-nucleotide messenger RNA. RefSeq names its product acetyl-CoA synthetase-like protein. Gene Ontology annotation, biological process: transmembrane transport. NCBI's taxonomy places the organism in Eukaryota, Fungi, Ascomycota, Dothideomycetes, Pleosporales, Cucurbitariaceae. The transcript is spliced from 6 exons. The coding region runs from base 1 to 3306 and encodes 1101 amino acids. Gene Ontology annotation, molecular function: long-chain fatty acid-CoA ligase activity; long-chain fatty acid transmembrane transporter activity; transmembrane transporter activity. The record is from RefSeq and is a predicted model, not a curated record.